Molecule: messenger RNA, 2484 nt
Organism: Lathyrus oleraceus (garden pea)
Lineage: Eukaryota; Viridiplantae; Streptophyta; Magnoliopsida; Fabales; Fabaceae
Product: L10-interacting MYB domain-containing protein
Exons: 5
Coding region: 261-2168 (635 amino acids)
Source: RefSeq, a predicted model, not a curated record
AAACUAAGAAACUACACUCUAGGCCUGAUCGUAAAUGUACUAGUUAUGGGCCUCACUUUCAUUUCUUCCACAAUGAAAAGAUCAAAACAAAAUCAACAUUUACGACAAGGGUUUCUCAUAACUAACGAGUAAUCACGAGCUAUCAAAAAAGAAGAAAAAUCAUUUGAAGUUUCUCUAGCGUUCAGACAAAAUUCACAUUCAUUUCACAUGCAGCAUUGUCCUUGAAGCUCAGAUGUUUGGCAGGAUAUUUUCACAGUAUAAUGUCUACUUCACCUGCAAAAGCCACUUGGAACCCUGCAUUCCAUAAAGUAUUUGUCGGGUUAUGUCUGCGAGAAGUGUUGAAAGUGAACGAGCCUGGGGCGCGGCUUACUAAGGAGAGUUGGUGGAGCAUUGUUGAAUCCUUUUACGAAAAGACUGGUGUGACGUACGACAAGAAACAGUUAAAGAAUCACUAUGAUUCCACCAGGAAAUUAUGGAAGGUUUGGGAUAAGUUGACUCGCGAUAGUAGCAUGAAAUGGGAUCCGGAAACUAGUAAGUUUGAUGCUUCUGAGGAAGAUUGGUGCGAUUAUGUAAAGGAUAACCCGGAAGCUGCACAAUUUCAGUCUAAGGAAAUUCAGUUUAAAGACGAAUUGGAUAUUAUCUUUGAUGGAGAAAUGCCGCCUGAGGAAAUUAAAAAUUCGAUACGUGUUAAGUGGCAGGACAAUGCUAGAGCUGCAUCUUUGCACGGAAAAGGGCGUGGGAGGAAGCGGAAGAGUGUUGUUAGGGAUUAUGAAUUAGAUACUUCUGAUGUUGUUAAUUCGACACUAAGUCCAAAAGCCUCGUGGACACCUGCAUACCAUAAAAUAUUUGUGGAGUUAUGUCUUGAUGAAACUUUGAAGGGGAACAAAGCUGGGUCACAUUUUACCAAGGUGGGCUGGAGGAAUAUUAUGGGAUACUUUUAUGCAAAGACAGGUGUGAGAUAUGACAAAAGACAAAUUAAGAAUCACUACGAUUCAACCAGAAAACAAUGGAAAAUCUGGGUUAAAUUGAUUGGUGACGAUUUCAUGAAAUGGGACUCAAGAACCAAUAAGUUUGGUGCUUCAGAGAAAGAUUGGCUCGAUUAUCUUAAGGAAAACCCAGAAGCUGCACAAUUCCGCUUUAAGGAAAUCCCAUUUCCCGAGAAAUUGGACAUCAUCUAUGGCGACAGUAUACAAACCGAGGAAAUGCGACCGUCAUCUAGUAGUGAGAAACAGAAUGAUGAUUCAGGAACUACAUCUCCUUUAUAUGGAAAGCGAGCGAAGAAAUAUAAGAGUGUUGAUAAGGAUUUUGACUUUAAGAGUGCUAUUUUGGUUAAUGCUACACCAAUCAGUGCAAUUGCAAGUGAGCAAAGCAUUUCAUGUUCAUCACAUCCUAAGGUCAAAGCCACAUGGACCCCUUUAUUGCAUAAGACCUUUAUUGAUCUAUGUCUGCAGGAGACACUAAAUGGAAAUAAGCCCGGGACACAUUUUACUAAGGAAGGUUGGAAGAAUAUUAUGGAUUCAUUUCAUUUGAAAUCUGGUUUGAAUUAUGGCAGAUUACAAUUUAAGAAUCACUGGGAUUCUACAAAGGAACAAUGGAGAACAUGGUCUAAGCUUGUUUCCACUAGUUACAUGAAAUGGAAUCCGUCUAAGCAUACGUUUGAGGCCAGUGACGAAGAUUGGACUAGCUAUUUACAGGCAAACCCAGAAGCUUCCCAAUUUCGCUAUAAGGAAUUACAAUUCCCCGACGCAUUGGAAACCAUCUUUAAUGGUACUACUGUUACAGGGGAGACAGAACCUGCUGUGCAACAGAAGAAAAGUGAUGACAGCGUUAAUACUUUGCCUUUGCACACAAAAGGACCAGAUGUAACCAGCUCAGAUGAGAAGACUGAAUGUCUUUGUGAUGCUGUUGCAUCAAGGAAUGGUGUGAAUAUUCAAAAGAAUGCCUUCUCAAUUUCGUCUGCUAAAGGAAAUCGCAGUUAUAGUAUUGGUGAAUGCAUUGAAUGUCUUGAUGGAAUGGAAGAUGUAGAGCAAGGAAGUGACCUGUAUUUGUUUGCUCUAGAUGUGUUCCUUAGGCAGGAACAUAGGGAAAUUUUUCUCCAAUUGAAAAAGCCUAAUCUGAGGAUCUCAUGGUUGCAGCGACUUCAGUCUGUUGGUCAGUCCUCACUCUAGGUUUUUUGUCUAUCAUCAUCGUCGUCAUUGUUGUUGUUGUUUUUUUUUCUUCAUUUUUUUCAUAAUAUUUAAUAGUGCUGUUCAUAGUCAAGUGUUUAAGUUUUGGUCUGCUCCUUCCACGAUGAUGAUAUUGUGGUAAGCUUACUUGGAAGGUUAGAAAUGUAUUUAGUGGAUUUUAUCUCCCCUUCCCUUGUUUAGCAAUCCUCUUAAGUCUUAGUAUUUUAACACUGUUUUAUUGUGGCUACUUUACAGUUUGUAUGAGGUUAACUGUCAAAUAGAGUACUUAUCUACAAUCUGAUUAUGUCAUUUUCGGUAA